UCAUCUUAUCACACACAAGACUGCAACAUUUAUCCACGAGGUAUCAAUAAACGUUUCAUAAAAAAACAAGCUUCACAUGUGUCGGACUUAAAAAUCCCUAUAUUAGAAUCAUGUUGAAAACAACAUUGCAUGGGCACCAUAAUACUUUAUUUUGCCUUGCUAACAGUAAUGCUUUCUUGACGGAGGUUUUGUAUUGUACCAUUGCAUUAGCCAUUACUCUUCUCCCUCCCCUCUCCGUGAGGUUUGUGACGCCAGAGGAGAAGAAGAAGCAGGGCAUCCAGCGGGACAACGAGGUGCUGCUCCAGAGACGCAAGGACCAGAUCCAGCCCGGGGGGGCCACGCUCAGCGUCACCGUGCCCUACAGGGUCAUCGACCAGCCCCUCAAACUAGCUCCGCAGGACUGGGAUCGCGUGGUGGCCGUUUUCGUGCAAGGUCCUGCCUGGCAGUUCAAGGGCUGGCCUUGGCUGCUACCUGACGGAUCUCCUGUGGACAUUUUCGCUAAAAUCCGAGCCUUCCAUCUGAAGUAUGACGAGCAGAAGAUGGACCCCAAUGUGCAGAAGUGGGACGUGACCGUGCUGGAGCUGAGCCACCACAAGCGCCAUCUCGACCGGCCCAUGUUCCUGAAGUUCUGGGAGACCCUCGACAGAUACAUGGUGAAACACAAGUCGCACCUGAGGUUCUGAGCCUGGACCGUGGCCUCCUUCCUCCACAGGUCCCGUCAAGGCAUUUAUAAACUCCCGCCCCAAACCUAGCCUUCCUCCUCCCCACCAGGACUACCACUAGAAGAGAAAGGAGACACACGGGCCCACAACACCCCCCCACCAGCACUUUGGGGACCCAGAAUAGACCCGCGUGUUCAGAUAGUCAUUCAGGAAAAUACUUUCUACCUGGUCUUCAUGGUUUUCAUAGAUAGAAGCAGCAGAUACAGUAUGUCUGGACAUUGGGAAGGGGAGGUUGGCGCUUCCCAUGUUUUUCAAGUUCCUAUGUACAAUAUACCAAAACUAUAUAUUUUCUAACAGUAUAGCGUUUUACUGUGGAGACAGAUUGAAGAGCGAGAGAGAUGGAGAGAGAGCGGAAGGGGGAUGGAUAGAUGGAGGUGGGGAAAACAACUUCCUUUGUGAAAUGGAUCUUGUAAAUUCCAUGUGAAACAUGAGCUGGAUAAGAAGCCCUUUGGAAAUCUGGUGCUUCUACACCUGCAUUACUAGCUGUUUGGGGUUUUAGGCUGGGUUUCUGUACAGCACUUCGAGAUAUUAGCUGAUGUACGAAGGGCUAUAUAAAAUAAACUUGAUUGAUUGAUUGAUUGGUACAAAUAAAAAUCACUGCUGGCAAUAAGGGAUAGGAGACCUCUUUGUCAGUUUCAUUUUCCGAUGUUUUUACUUCCUUGCGAUAGGAACAUUUAUGUCUCUACUUUUUUACUAAAUGCUUCCGAAAUGGCACCCUAUUUCCUAAAUAGUGCACUACAGUGCUCUAUGAAGGGAAUAGAGUGCCAUUUGGGACAGAAUCCUAGUUUGAAAGCGCAUAGGUGUGCAGUCUUAUAGCCAAGGUGCAUCUGAGCGACAUUCCAUGCAUCCAAAUGUAUAUAUGAUGAUAUAUGAGCCAGACUUUGAAGAUCAAAGAAGCUAGGUAUCUUAUUCUUGAUGCAUAACAAAGCUAAUGAUUCAGCAUAGAUGGGUUCAAAUGUUCCAGACAGUAAAUUCCCAAAAAAAUUUUUUGCAACUACACACC
Molecule: messenger RNA, 1725 nt
Organism: Salvelinus namaycush (lake trout)
Lineage: Eukaryota; Metazoa; Chordata; Actinopteri; Salmoniformes; Salmonidae
Product: parafibromin-like
Exons: 4
Coding region: 111-683 (190 amino acids)
Biological process (GO): transcription elongation by RNA polymerase II; positive regulation of transcription elongation by RNA polymerase II
Cellular component (GO): Cdc73/Paf1 complex
Molecular function (GO): RNA polymerase II complex binding
Source: RefSeq, a predicted model, not a curated record